AUGAUUUGUGCUCUCCGCCUCUUCUUCUCCUUGUUCUCAUCGCCUCUGCGGAGAUGUUCUCUCUUGUGCUCCCCAACGGUGUACUACAAAUUAUUAAGUAUUGGGAAAAAUGGUGGAGAAGGAAUUAAAUUGAUGUUGAGAUUUUAUAUGCAAAAUCCAACUAAUUCAGGAUUGAGGAUCCAAAAUAGAGUAGAAAAUCCUAAAACUGUCAGCAACAUUACGUGUGAAAAAGAAUACAGACUCCAUUGUUCUAGUCUGAUCUCAAGUUUGGAACCUUCUAUUUCAGGAGACAAAUGCAACUCUUUGGAUAGCUACAAAAGUAUAACUACUGAUGGGGAUGUCCAUACGGUAGCUUGCUAUUGGGAUUCAGGACCUUCAAGCGUCCUCUGGCAUUGCACUACUGUCUUGGCUUGACGCACCCCCACUAAAUUUAGUUGUAAAAGCUUACUUUACAUUCUCACUUAUCAAUUAUUUGGGAAUUAUAAAAGGUCAUUCUCAAAUCUCUAGAGUAUCAAAAGAUUUAAUUUGUGUUAUGAAUCGACAAAUCUUUAAAGAUUCGUGAAAAAUAAUUUGUGUUUCUUAUUAGUUUUCAAUAGUGUUCACAACAGAAGAAUAUGAGGGGAAGGUCCAUCACGGUAGCUUGCUAUCAGGACCUUUAAACGUCGCCUAGGUGUUGCACUACUACCUUGGCUUGGCACACCCCACCAAUUCUAGGUUGUAAACAUUUCUUUCAAUUGUUUGUUGAAGGAGUUUCUUCGAGAUCCAGGACAAAGAUAUUAGUACUUAGGAUUUUUGUGAAGUUAUUAUUAACUUUUAACAUUUUUGGAGCAAGAUCAAUACAUUAUGGUGGAAAAUGUUAUGUCAACAAAUUGAAAUUUACAUUUCUUGUUU
Solanum tuberosum (potato) is the source of this 891-nucleotide messenger RNA. RefSeq lists its product as uncharacterized. The coding region runs from base 1 to 414 and encodes 137 amino acids. The record is from RefSeq and is a predicted model, not a curated record. Lineage: Eukaryota; Viridiplantae; Streptophyta; Magnoliopsida; Solanales; Solanaceae. The transcript is spliced from 4 exons.